UCGCGUGCUCUCGAACCGGUCCAGAACAGCAGAUCUUCAAGGGGUACGGCAGCGUUCAUCUUUGGGCAGGCCGACUUUUCUGCGUCCUCGUCUCGUCCAGCAAGGAUCUCCUCCGUUCCGAGAGAAUUGUGAAUUGUGUUCCUGAAUUUGUGAUCCCUUUUUGUGGUGUGUCUUUCGUACAAGUGAUAAGUGCGAACAGGCAGCAGUUUCGAGUUUCGAUUGCGACCACAUCUCGCGUCAGUCACACCCUUCAUUCAAUCGUAAUCACUUCAACGUGGCCAUCAGAACUGCAUCUCGCAAAUAAUCGUCCCGGCAAGGCAACGACGAAAAAGGAAACACAGAAAUGGCUCAGCGGACAGCAGCGGCACUGCGUCGAGUGUUUGUGUACGGUACGCUGAAGCGCGGCGAACCGAACCAUCAUCUACUGGCGGAAGCCGACAACGGGUAUGCCAAGUUCAUCUGCAAGGGCUCGACGAACCGCCGAUUCCCGCUCGUCAUCGCCACCCGGUACAACAUCCCGUUCCUGCUGGACAAACCCGGUGCCGGUAGUUACGUAACGGGGGAAAUCUACGAGCUGGACGAACCGCUGUUCCAGCAGCUGGACGUGCUGGAGGACUACCGUAAGCUGUACGAUCGCCAGAUCGAGGACAUUAACGUGGGCAUCGAGGGGGGCAACGUGCCGUGCUGGCUGUACCUGCUGCGCAACCCCCCGGAGAGUCUGCUGAAGCUGCCGAUGCUGACCGAGUACAAAAACACGCUCGAGAUCCCGUACUCGCGACGACCCCCGGGCAAGGUGGACAUCUUCGAGGAGCUACAGAAGGAAGCGUCCGCUUUGUAGAGCUAGCCAGGAGCCGGCUGCCGGGCGUGGGCAUUUUAGGGGAACGGGAGGGGAGGGGGGGGGGGCGGAGGGAGUGUGAAUGUCUGGAGAAGAAUGAUAGGGAACAACACCUCAACAAAUCGUCGAACCGUCGAGUCAAUAUGCCAUGGGUUGUACUUAGCUUUACGUUCUAGGGCAACAAUAUAAAUCAAAUACAAUCACAACUUUACAUUUCAA
Anopheles aquasalis is the source of this 1054-nucleotide messenger RNA. Its product is annotated as troponin C-akin-1 protein. Gene Ontology annotation, cellular component: cytosol. NCBI's taxonomy places the organism in Eukaryota, Metazoa, Arthropoda, Insecta, Diptera, Culicidae. Gene Ontology annotation, molecular function: gamma-glutamylaminecyclotransferase activity. The record is from RefSeq and is a predicted model, not a curated record.